Adineta ricciae is the source of this 372-nucleotide messenger RNA. The record is from the annotation of a GenBank genome assembly. NCBI's taxonomy places the organism in Eukaryota, Metazoa, Rotifera, Eurotatoria, Adinetida, Adinetidae.
AUGAAUUGCAUUGGUGUAAGCGCUCUUCUUCUCUUGAUUUUAUUACCUAUGGCAACAACAUUAUCCUGCUUCGUUUGUUCCGCUAGUAAUGGUAAUUGUAACGAUCCUUUCACGUCAACCAGCACAUCAUUGGCUAGUGGAGUGACCGUCUCAAGCAGUUGCAAUGCUUGUGUGAAAACGGGUACGUCAUACGCAAUGGCGCGUGCGUGUAGUACAUGUCCAGGUGUUAGUAUUUUUGUCGCUGGUACCGGUGUAGCUUGCUGUACAGACAGAGAUUAUUGCAAUGGUGCAUCGACCUUCUCUAACGCUUCAAUCAUUCAUCUAUGUGUAGCAACUUUAGUACUCGCUGUACUUAAAGUUAUCUAUCAUUAA